Messenger RNA from Dryobates pubescens (Downy woodpecker), 1829 nucleotides. It is a transcript of the gene C2CD4C, whose product is annotated as C2 calcium dependent domain containing 4C. The record is from RefSeq and is a predicted model, not a curated record. The transcript is spliced from 2 exons. Bases 48 to 1301 code for a protein of 417 amino acids. NCBI's taxonomy places the organism in Eukaryota, Metazoa, Chordata, Aves, Piciformes, Picidae.
UGCAGCGGCGGCAGCGGCUCCGCUCCAGCACCGCGCCUGGUGACAACAUGUGGCUCCUGGAGCGGCUGCGCGGCGUGGCGGAGAACGGCGGGUCCCGGGGCACGGGACCAGAGGACUCCCCACGGGGAUCCCGCUACAGCAAUGUCCUCACCCCUGACAAGAUCCCCGACUUCUUCAUCCCACCCAAGCUGACCGCAGCACCCGCCGAGGGCCCCGAGACCCCCGCGGCGCCCACCCUGGGCCCCUCAGCCUCCGAGCAGGACCUGGCUGGCCGCAAGCCCCCGCGCAGCCCCCGACCAUCCAGCCGGUCCCGGUCGCGGGCCACCAGCCGUCACAUCAUCCAGAUCGAGACCGCCGAGGACGGGGCGGCCGAGGGGGGCUUUGGCACAAACGUGGACCCGCAGUCGCAGACGGCCAUGUCCCUGCCCUACGUGCCCAAGGCGCAGACCUCCUACGGUUUCACCACCCUGAUGGAGAGCCCCCACACCAGGCGCAAAGAGUCUCUCUUCCACAGCGAGCACAGCAGCCUCUGCCCUUCGCCUGCCACCUCGCCCAGCUCCCAGCGCAGAGCCAAAGUCAACGGCGAGAGCCGGCCCCGGACGCCUGCCGACCUGGGCGCAGCCCUCAUGCACCCCGGCCGCUACUUCAGCGGCGGCGAGAGCGACACCGGCUCCUCGGCCGAGUCCUCACCCUUCGGCUCCCCGCUGCUCUCCCGCUCCGUCUCCCUGCUGAAGAUCUUCAGCCAGGAGAGCCAGUCCAAAGUCAUCAAGCUGAAGCACUCGGUGGCCCGCAACAGCUCCCUGUCCACCGACGACAGCUCGGCCGACACCAGCCCCAGUGUCCAGCGCCGCUCCAGGAGCGCCCCGGCCGGGGGGCAGCCACCCACCGCCCUGCUGCCCCUGGACCUGCCACCGGGCUGCGACCGGGAGCACAGCUUGCGGCUCAGCCGGGGCGGCAGCCUGCGCCUGGCCGCCGAGUACGACCCCUCCAACGCCCGGCUGCGUGUGCGGCUGGUCUCUGUCGAGGACCUCUACGAUGCCCUGGUCGACUUGCGUAGCAUCAACUGCUGCGUCUCGCUGUGCCUCAACCCCGGGAAGCUGCAGAAGCAGCGCAGCACCAUCGUCAAGAACAGCCGCAACCCCGUCUUCAACGAGGACUUCUUCUUCGACGGGCUGGGCCCUGGCCACGCCAGGAAGAUGUCCCUGAAGCUCAAGGUGGUCAACAAAGGCAGCAGCCUUAAGCGCGACACGCUGCUGGGGGAGAAGGAGCUGCCACUCACCUCCCUCCUGUCCUGCCUGUAGGUGCUUGCAGCCGGCCCCCGAGCGAGCUGCCUGCCCGUGGGGUUGGGGUGAGGGGGAAGCCAGCCCCGGCCCCCAGCCCCGCUGGAGGAGGGUUUGGAAGGGCCCCUCGGAGGAGGGACAGGGCUGUGGUGGAGAGGGGGGAUCCCCAACCGCGGCUCUGCCAACACCAGGGCAGGCAGGGCUGGCAGCUGCAGCCUCUCCCUUCUGCUUCCUCCCUGCUCUCUCGGGGGCUGCAUCUCCUGGAGCCCAGCAGGGAGCCACUGGUCCCAUCUCCAGCGGGAAGGAUGGAUGUCACCUGCUGGGCUCUUCCCUCCCUGGUGGUCUCCAGCUGAUCAGCGUGAAGGUUGGAGGUGGGUAGAUCUGUAGCAUACUUACCUCUCUCAAAGCCCCAGCUCCUGGAGUCAGGGGACAGCAUCAGUCUCGGCUUUAAUUUAAGAGACAAGUUUCUCGUCUUGGAAAACUGCAGAGAAAAUACUGCAGAGGCGACCCAAGGGUGGGCCAAGGGAGCUGACCCUGGGGGAUGAGUCA